AUGGCACCAUUGAAAGACUUAUUGAACCAUGACGAAAGCUCUGGGUAUCUAUCUUCCCCUCCCAGCGAGGAUGAACGGAAGUACUGGGCAAGAUCGAGCCGCAGCGACAGCGAAUCUUGCCCAUCAGAAGCCUCCUAUAGUGAGAACGACUCGAAUGGAGGACUUGUCUGUGACUGGGAGAGCUGCGGACAGAAGUUUCCUCAACCAGAGCUGAUGUAUCACCAUCUGUGCAAUGACCAUGUUGGUCGCAAGUCUCAAAAAAAUCUGCAGCUGAACUGUCACUGGGGCCAGUGUACCGCAAAGACGGUAAAGAGAGACCAUAUAACGUCCCAUUUGAGGGUCCAUGUGCCGCUCAAGCCGUUCGCAUGCUCUACAUGUAGGAAACAAUUUAAGAGGCCCCAGGAUCUUAAGAAACAUUUGAAAGUGCAUCUCGACGACGAGACCGUGAUCAAACGUAGGCGGGGUCCUAAGCCUAACUCCAAGAAAGUCGUCAAGUCUGAUGUCAAUACAGCACCCAAGUUGCCAUCGAUUACGUUUGAGAAAUUUUUGGCUGACGAGAUGCACCAUUACAAACCUUACUACACUCCGCAGCUGGGAGAACGUCUCCAAGUCAUGAUGGCCCCACCCCCUGCUCUUGUGGGUAGCAAUAAUCUUGAUCCGAGACAAACUCCUUUCCGCUCAGUCCCACCUGCUCCACAACAGCUGCAAUCCUCAUUCAACCUAUCACCCCAUUCUGCUCCUCAAGAUAUCAGAGUUGCAGCUGGGUUCUUCUCUACUCUAUCGCAGGACAUGAAUAGAAGACUUCCACGUUUGCCCCAGCUCAACACAGUUCGUUCUUCGACUCCAGUGUCACCUCUAACUCCUGCGUCCAUUCCUUCGAGAUAUCCUCCAGUGCUCCAACUGCCACCAAUUCACGCUGGUGGCCCAUACAACAACAAUAACAUGCAAUCUUGUGCAUACCCAAGUGUACCAUUCGUGUCAUCUCGGAUAGAUUCCCCUGCGAGGUUGCCCCAUCUGCGUCCUAAUGACGCCUUUAGCAUGCACCAAAAGAACUCUGGAACUGCUGUUCAAGAUGAUGACACGCGGGAUCACAUUGAAAAUUUGCUAGCUGGUUUGAAUCUGGAGGGCACUGAGCAGGAAGAUUUCCUCGAUGUUCUGACGAAGGUUAAUGCCAUCAAAGACUUUUUGAUUUGUACCAUGUUAGAGGACGAAUACGACACUGAAGAAGAGUCGGUAAAAUGCAAUGCUGCGGAUCUCACAUCUGUGGAUAACUCAUCUAGUGAAAGGCUGGAUGCUGCAAAGCAGUUGUCGAAAUACCCAACGGUUGUUGUUUAA
Lachancea nothofagi CBS 11611 is the source of this 1335-nucleotide messenger RNA. NCBI's taxonomy places the organism in Eukaryota, Fungi, Ascomycota, Saccharomycetes, Saccharomycetales, Saccharomycetaceae. The record is from the annotation of a GenBank genome assembly.